AUGCAAGCCCAAGUUGAGGUUUCACAAGGAGCGGCGACUCGGACAGGUGCUCCUUAUCCGACCAAAUUCCGAUUAAGACACUCUCGCACCAAGUCAGGUUGCCUGAUGUGCCGCAGACGCAAGAAGAAAUGCGACGAGACACGACCACAUUGCUCGUCAUGCCUCAAGAGCAAGGUUCCCUGUGAAUGGCCAGAGACGACAUCGGCUGGAGUUCAAGAUCAACGGCAGGCACAGACACAAGGGUAUACCCCAAAGUCUGCACAAUACGGUCUAUCUAAUCGUCAGAAUGCAAAUCCCUUGACUCUUGUCUCUCCGUCAUUCAAGUAUGGCAACCCUGCUUAUGACUUGACGUGCGAUUCAAGCCGUCUCUUACAACACUACGUAACCGAAACAGCCGCCAUACUCGCAACGGGAACACCAAUUGUCAACCCAUUCUUGACCUGUGUUGUCCCCAAAGCUUGCUGGGAUCCGACUUUAAUGCAUAUUGUCUUGGCUUUAAGUGGUGCUCACCUGUCAUACAAGCUGCCCUCCGGCGAUGAUGCGACGCGUGUUGAAGCGUCAAUGCGGAAGCACUAUCUACAAGUCAUUCGAAGUGUGCAAAACACAAUCGCCGUUGCGGACUUCAAGAACACAGAUACCAUUUCUCCACUGUUACUAACGUUGGCCUUUCUGUGCCACUAUGAGGUUCUAGCUGGAUCACCGACUUCAGCCUUGUCCAUGCACCUUGCAGCCCUCAGCCAACUGUUUCAUCGCCUGUCCGAGAGCCACAGAGCGAAAGCUCCGAGUCCAAAUGAUCCGACGGACGAGACCGUAGCUUUAUCACUCGAGGUGCUACUGUACCUCGCUUUCAGCAAUGUGAUCUUGCCAUCUCAUGCGUUUAACUCACCUAAUGCCGUUCCCGACCAAGUCGCAAACUCGUGUUGCUUGCUCAGCCAGACCUUGUCGUCCAAUGGGGCCAUUUUCGCUGGCUGUCGUGGGCUUUUCGAACUCAUACCCGUGGCGAAAAGCCUACACACUUGGCGACUGGCAGAAGAGCAAGCCGGCAUUGGCGCUCCUGGCACAGAAUUUGAAGCUGCUCUUGAUGACCUGUCCGGCAGAAUCAGUGGCUGGACGUUGGAAGGUGACGAAAUCCUGCAACCUCCAAGCGAACCAACAUCCGUGAACCAUGAUCGCUUGGUUGAACAUGAACAACAAGCCAUGGCGGCAGAAUGUCUCCGCCAUGGUCUGCACAUAUACACUCUGGUUGCGCCGUUGGGCUCAUCUCCCCCAUCGCCAAGCGUUCGACGGUCGGUAGAAAGCCAUGUAGCCGCUGUUGUGGAAUUGUCGGAACGGCUGGAAGGGCUGCCGGCCUCCUCAAACACCCUCUGGGCGAUAGUUGUUGCUGGAUCGUGUUUAGAAGAUGAGGGAUGGCGACGUGAGUUGGCAGCCGGGCUGGUCAAUUCAAGAUUCCAGAUGAGACACCUAUCUCUUAUAAAGGUGGCUCUCGAGAAGCUCUGGGAGGAUGACGAUCCGCGAGCGUGGGGGCCUCAUGGGCUAGAAUUCGUCAUGAGGAAACAUGGCCUUUCGAUAUCCAUCUUGUAG
Pochonia chlamydosporia 170 is the source of this 1581-nucleotide messenger RNA. RefSeq names its product fungal specific transcription factor domain-containing protein. Gene Ontology annotation, molecular function: transcription cis-regulatory region binding; zinc ion binding; DNA-binding transcription factor activity, RNA polymerase II-specific. The transcript is spliced from 2 exons. NCBI's taxonomy places the organism in Eukaryota, Fungi, Ascomycota, Sordariomycetes, Hypocreales, Clavicipitaceae. Gene Ontology annotation, cellular component: nucleus. Bases 1 to 1581 code for a protein of 526 amino acids. Gene Ontology annotation, biological process: positive regulation of transcription by RNA polymerase II. The record is from RefSeq and is a predicted model, not a curated record.